Molecule: messenger RNA, 501 nt
Organism: Suillus subaureus
Lineage: Eukaryota; Fungi; Basidiomycota; Agaricomycetes; Boletales; Suillaceae
Product: transcription factor subunit Med10 of mediator complex-domain-containing protein
Exons: 3
Coding region: 1-501 (166 amino acids)
Biological process (GO): regulation of transcription by RNA polymerase II
Cellular component (GO): mediator complex
Molecular function (GO): transcription coregulator activity
Source: RefSeq, a predicted model, not a curated record
AUGACCUCAUAUAAUCCUGAGCCCCAGACACUGAGCUCACAUGCGCCAGAUUCACCGCGCUCUUCCCAAUCACCCCCGCCUUCUGGAGUCCAGGGUGACUUGGAAUUAGAACUUCUCGGGCUCGCAAAUGCUUUAUACAACCUCGGAACCACUGUCAUCAAUGACUCUACUAAGGAUCGCGAUAGACCAGGUGGUGCGAAGCUGGUAGGCCUUGGCGCGAAUGAGGUCGUCAAUCACCUCAUGUCCAUCGAUAACAAAGCACAGGAUAUUCGGACCAUGAUACCUUUUCAAGUUUUGUCUGAUAUCGACAACGCACGCAACCCCAUGCAGUUAACCAAAGAGCGUCUAGAACGAGCAGCUACUGAGAAUCAAUUCAUGAACGGAAAGAUAGCAGCUAUUGACUCCUACCGCAAGCUUCUGAAUGAGGCGUUAGCAUCGAACUUCCCAGAGACAGCCAAAUAUCUCCGUCCUAGUCAGGAUGACAUCAAGAUGGAGUUAUAG